Molecule: messenger RNA, 710 nt
Organism: Gilbertella persicaria
Lineage: Eukaryota; Fungi; Mucoromycota; Mucoromycetes; Mucorales; Choanephoraceae
Product: Phospholipase/carboxylesterase/thioesterase
Exons: 4
Coding region: 23-700 (225 amino acids)
Biological process (GO): protein depalmitoylation
Cellular component (GO): cytoplasm
Molecular function (GO): palmitoyl-(protein) hydrolase activity; carboxylic ester hydrolase activity
Source: RefSeq, a predicted model, not a curated record
CCCUUUUCUUUUUUAAAAAAAAAUGUCUUUAACUUCAGUCAUAGUUUCAGCCAAGGUAAAACAAACAGCCACUGUCUUUUUUUGUCAUGGACUUGGUGAUACAGGUGCUGGUUGGAGUUUCUUGGCUGAAGAACUAUCGAAUCUAUUCCCCUAUGUUAAAUGGGUGCUUCCUAAUGCUCCUAUUAGACCCAUUACUUUAAAUGGAGGCUAUCCUAUGCCAGGCUGGUUUGAUCUUUCUAGUUUAGAUAAGAGUGGAUUCAAGCAUGAAGAUGAAAAGGGUAUACUUGCUUCUGUCACGAGUGUCAAUCGUUUGAUUCGCGAUGAAGUCGAUCAUGGUAUUCCUGCCAAUCGCAUCAUCUUGGGUGGUUUCUCUCAAGGUGCUUGUCUCUCUUUGGUUCAUGCCUUAACCACAGAAUACAAACUAGGUGGUGUUGUUGCCUGUAGUGGAUGGCUUGGUUUAGCUGACAAGAUGCCUCAAAUGCUCUCAGACGCAAACAAAAAGACGCCUUUUUUAAUGUGUCAUGGUGACAAAGAUCCAGUGGUCAAAUAUGAAUAUGGUCAAACAUCUGCUGAAAAAUUGACUUCUUUAGGUUAUGAUGUGACCUUCAAGACUUAUCCUGGCCUUGUUCAUUCAGCCAACGAACAAGAAUUAGCAGACAUUGCAGCAUUUAUCAAAAAAAACCUUCCUCCUGUAGAAUGAACAUCACAUA